GGGGGGGUCACGUGGGCGGUCACGUGGCAGCGGCGCCGCGGCCCGGCGCCGGUGCCGGCUGCCGCCAUGCUGUCGCGGCUGCUGAAGGAGCAUCAGGCCCGGCAGAGCGAGCGCAAGGAACUGCAAGAGCGGAGGCGCAAGGAGGCCAUCGCCGCCGCCACCUGCCUGACCGAGGCGCUCGUGGAUCACCUCAACGUCGGGGUCGCCCAGGCCUACGUGAACCAGAGGAAGCUGGACCACGAGGUGAAGACGCUGCAGGUCCAGGCCGCCCAGUUCGCCAAGCAGACGGGCCAGUGGAUCACCAUGGUGGAGAACUUCAACCAGGCGCUGAAGGAGAUCGGUGACGUGGAGAACUGGGCCCGCAGCAUCGAGAUGGACAUGCGGACCAUCGCCACCGCCCUGGAGUAUGUGUACAAGGGGCAGCUGCAGCCGUCCUGCUCCUGAGCCGUGGGGUUUGGCCUCCGCCGCGUCGGCCCCGGCCGCUGGAGCUGCUCCCGCCGUCCUGCCCCGGCUCUGCUCCUGCCUGAUAACACAGCCGCAGCCUGCGCCUCACGCUCGGCCCCACUGCAUAGCCGCAGCUGCUGUCAGCCGCCUCCCAGCCAGCAUCCGCCCUGCCCCACAGUGGGGGCUCGCUGCCCCAGGGCCCCCCUGCCCUGAGCAAUGGGGACCCGGCCCAGGGUGGAAUAAAGCGGAGUGGUUGAACCGA
This is a messenger RNA of Rhea pennata, 706 nucleotides long. RefSeq names its product biogenesis of lysosomal organelles complex 1 subunit 1 (gene BLOC1S1). The transcript has 4 exons. Lineage: Eukaryota; Metazoa; Chordata; Aves; Rheiformes; Rheidae. Gene Ontology annotation, biological process: endosomal transport. Gene Ontology annotation, cellular component: BLOC-1 complex. The coding region runs from base 67 to 444 and encodes 125 amino acids. The record is from RefSeq and is a predicted model, not a curated record.